Messenger RNA from Penicillium cataractarum, 2211 nucleotides. Its product is annotated as threonine--tRNA ligase THS1. Gene Ontology annotation, molecular function: threonine-tRNA ligase activity; ATP binding. The record is from RefSeq and is a predicted model, not a curated record. The coding region runs from base 1 to 2211 and encodes 736 amino acids. Gene Ontology annotation, cellular component: cytoplasm. The transcript has 5 exons. NCBI's taxonomy places the organism in Eukaryota, Fungi, Ascomycota, Eurotiomycetes, Eurotiales, Aspergillaceae. Gene Ontology annotation, biological process: threonyl-tRNA aminoacylation.
AUGGCUUCUGAAGCCCCCAAGGAGUUGCCUGUGCGCCCUGCCGCCCAGGCCGAGGACAACGCUCAAAACGCUGCCGCCCCGCCAAAAGAUGCCAAAAAACAAGCCCCCGCCGCCGACGUUCUCCCUAACUGGCUUGUGGAGAGAAAUAACCUAUUCGAGGAACUUUGGCAACAACAUCUGGAGGAGGCCAAGUCACGCCCGCGCUCCGAGAUCAAAGUUACCCUCGAUAUCGGUGACGGCAACCCCUACUCUGUCCCCGCAAAGGCCAACGAGACCACCCCCGGCUCUUUCCUGCGUGACGUACCCAAGGAUGUGAGCGCCGACGUUGUUGUUGCAAAGGUCAAUGGGGAGCUGUGGGACCUGAACCGUCCUUUGGAGGGUGACUGCAAUGUGGUGCUAGUCAAAUUCUCUGAGGAGGAGGGCCGUGCUGUAUUUUGGCAUUCGUCAGCUCACGCUCUCGGCGAAGCCUGUGAGUGUGAAUUCGGCUCUCUCCUAACACACGGGCCGCCUACGGCAACAAACUUUUUCUACGAUCAAUUUCUGCCGGCAGAACGUGUCGUGCACCAAUCCGACUGGCCUGCACUUGAGAACAGAGCUUCACGCAUUUUUAAGGAGAAGCAAAGCUUUGACCGAUUGGAAGUCACAAAGGAGAACCUCAAGAAGAUGUUUGCGUACAACAAGUACAAGCUGCACUAUAUUGAUAAGCUUGUGACUGGGGAGAAGAGUACCGUUUACCGCUGUGGUACUCUGGUCGAUCUGUGCCUUGGGCCUCACAUUCAGAACACCGGCAAGAUUAAGACUUUCAAAAUCCUGCAGAACUCCUCCGCAUACUUCCUCGGUGACCAGAACAAUGAUUCUCUUCAGCGUAUUCGUGGUGUCGCUUUCCCCGAUAAGAACUCCAUGAAGGAGCACUUGAAGUUCCUCGAGGAGGCUGAGAAGCGCAACCACCUAAGAAUCGGCAAGGCACAAGAGCUGUUCUUCUUCGACGAGGUUUCCCCUGGAUGUCCUUUCCUGCUACCCCGCGGUACCUUGAUUUUCAAUGCCCUUCAGAAGCUGCUACGAUCCGAGUACCGCAAGCGCGGCUACCAGGAGGUCCAGACCCCGAACAUGUAUGAUGUUAGCAUCUGGAAGCAAUCCGGUCACUGGCAGCACUAUGCAGCUGAUAUGUUCAAAUUGGACGUCGAGAAGCGCGAGUGGGCCCUGAAGCCCAUGAACUGCCCCGGUCACUUUGUCCUGUUUGGCCACCGUGAUCGUAGCUACCGCGAUUUGCCUAUGAGAAUAGCGGAUUUUGGGGUUCUUCAUAGAAACGAAGCAUCUGGUGCUCUGAGCGGGCUGACUCGUGUGAGAAAGUUCCAGCAGGAUGACACCCAUAUCUUCUGCACGAAUGAUCAAAUUGAGUCUGAAGUCGAGGGUCUGUUCGACUUCUUGCAGUCCAUCUAUGGUUUGUUUGGCUUUACCUUCAAGUUGAAGCUGUCUACUCGCCCUGAUAAGUAUAUGGGUGAGUUGGAGACUUGGAACCGCGCCGAGGAGCAGCUCAAGAAAGCCAUGACCAAAUUCAAGGGCGACGACUGGGUCAUCGAUGAGGGUGAUGGAGCCUUCUACGGCCCAAAGAUUGACAUCACCAUUGCGGACGCCCUCAAGCGUGAGUUCCAGUGUGCCACCAUUCAGCUGGAUUACCAGGCUCCCAUCAACUUCAAGCUUGAGUACGUGGAUAAGGAGAAGCCCAAGGAUGAGGGUAGCGAGAAGACGGAGGGUGAGGCCUCCAACCAACCCGCAGCUGGUCGGACCCGCCCCGUGGUUAUCCACCGUGCCAUCAUUGGUAGCUUCGAGCGCUUCCUUGGCAUUCUGACGGAGCACUUUGGUGGAAAAUGGCCUUUCUGGCUCAGCCCUCGCCAGAUUAUGAUAAUUCCGGUCAUGCCCGCCCUGAAUGCCUAUUGCGAGGAGCUGCAGGAGAUUCUCCGUGGGGACAAGUUCAAUGUGGAGAUUGAUAUCUCUGGUAACACUCUCCAGAAGAAGAUCCGUACCGCCCAACUGGCUCAGAUCAAUUUCAUCUUCGUGGUCGGACAGCAGGAGAUGGAGUCUCGCUCGGUCAACAUCCGCAACCGUGACGACCCGGCUACCCAGAAGCUGGGUGUGAUGGUGCCCCUUGACGAGGUUCGGGCGAAGCUGACUGCGCUGCGUAAGGAACGUCGCUUGGAGAACAAGCUGUAG